This is a messenger RNA of Exophiala spinifera, 1245 nucleotides long. RefSeq lists its product as uncharacterized. Bases 1 to 1245 code for a protein of 414 amino acids. The transcript has a single exon. Lineage: Eukaryota; Fungi; Ascomycota; Eurotiomycetes; Chaetothyriales; Herpotrichiellaceae. The record is from RefSeq and is a predicted model, not a curated record. Gene Ontology annotation, cellular component: cyclin-dependent protein kinase holoenzyme complex; cytoplasm; centrosome. Gene Ontology annotation, biological process: mitotic cell cycle phase transition; regulation of cyclin-dependent protein serine/threonine kinase activity. Gene Ontology annotation, molecular function: cyclin-dependent protein serine/threonine kinase regulator activity.
AUGGCUUACAACAGGAUCUCCUCCUUCGGCUCCAACGAUAGCGGGUACGAGAGUGGCAUCGUCGAGAUCUUCGACGAGCCUUCCCUACCUCUGAACAAGAAGACGGACCACGCCAAGGACGUUGCAAGACGUCGACAGCAGCUCCUCGCUUCAGAGUUAUCGAGGAGGGAUUCCGAUGAAUACCAGAAUGACAUGCUUGAGCAUAUGCUGAAGAUGGACGCCGACACCAUGCCGGACGUGGACGCCAUUGACAUUCAGACAGAGAUCCAAUGGUUUAUGAGGCCAUACCUGCUUGACUUUCUGGUCGAAGCUCAUUCCGCUUUCCAACUCCUACCAGAGACUCUGUUUCUCACAAUUAACCUUCUGGACCGCUACUGCUCCAAGAGAGUCGUCUACAAACGUCACUAUCAACUGGUUGGUUGUGCUGCUUUGCUCAUUGCAGCAAAGUAUGGAGACAAGAAGGAGAAGGUGCCCACAAUCAAGGAGCUCAAGUCAAUGUGCUGCUCACUCUACGAUGAUGAUAUGUUCUUGCAGAUGGAAUGGCAUGUUUUGUCGACGCUGGGCUGGGCCAUCGGUCAUCCCACCGUUGACUCGUUCAUGCGUUUGGCCGUCAAGGAUAAUGUCUAUGACCCUGAGGCGGAAAGCUUGUGUCUUUACAUCUUGGAGAUUGCUCUCUACCACAGGGAGUUUGUGUCAAAGCGAUCAUCCACCCUCUCUCUAUCUGCGUUGGCUCUUGCCCGACAUAUCCUUGGCCGCCCUCAAGCCCGUGUCAACGAGUUUGGGUCCCACUUCUGCAGCACCACUGUGAUGGAAUUGCUGAACAAGGUCCACGAUCCUUCAUCUAUUCUCACACGGAAGUACGCCUCUGUCCGCUACAAUAGCGUCUCGCGAGUGCUAUCAAACUUCCUUGCGCAGAAGGCGACUGCGAUGUCUGCUUCGACCAGAACACCACUGACCCCAAACUAUGAGCUCACUCCACCUUCAGUCAAUGCCAAACCUGCAGGUACUGAAUACUUCCAGACCUAUGCCACGCCACAAAAGCCCCAAUUCCCCUCAGUUGUUCAGCAUGGUCUUUAUACGCCGCCUAUCACUCCUGAGGGUGACAUGUUUGGUGUCACACAAAAGACCUUUGGAGCCCCGAACCAAUACGCACCUCCCACCCCGACCCCUACCGCCGUCAUCGGCCAGCAAUACUCCUCUCAAUACCCCUCGACCACCAAUCACUGGAGCGCCGAAUCCUACUAA